AUGGACACACAGCUAACCAUCUCUAAAUUAAAGCCGGCGCCUAGAAUGGCAAGGAGUGUUGUCGACCUCGCUUUCCCCGUCCGUCGCCCUCGCUUCCCCCUUUUCGCCCAAGCUUCCCCAUCCGUCGCCACAGCUUCCUCUGCCCAUCGCCCUCGCUUCUCCCACCCAUCGCCGUCGCAUCCCCCUCCCAUCGCCCUCGCUUCCCCCUCCCAACGCCCUCGCUUCCCCUUCCUGUCGCUCUCGCUUCCCCAUCCCAUUGCCCUCGCUUCCCCAUCCCAUCGCCCUCGCUUCCCCCUCCCAACGUCCUCGCUUCCCCCUCCCGUCGCCCUCGCUUCCCCCUCCCGUCGCCCUCGCUUCCCCAUCCCAUCGCCCUCGCUUCCCCCUCCCAUCGCCCUCGCUUCCCCCUCCCGUCGCCCUCGCUUCCCCCUCCCGUCGCCCUCGCUUCCCCCUCCCAUCGCCGUCGCUUCCCCCUCCCGUCGCCCUCUCCCACCCCCCCCGUCGCCCUUACUUCCCCCUCCGGUCGCCCUCACUUCCCCCUCCCAUCGCCCUCGCUUCCCCCCCCCAUCGCCCUCGCUUCCUCCUCCCAUCGCCCUCGCUUUCCCCUCCCAUCGCCCUCGCUUCCCCCUCCCAUCGCCCUCGCUUCCCCCUCCCAUCGCCCUCUCUUCCCCCUCCCAUCGCCCUCGCUUCCCCCUCCCAUCGCCCUCGCUUCCCCCUCCCAUCGCCCUCGCUUCCCCCUCCCAUCGCCCUCGCUUCCCCCUCCCAUCGCCCUCUCUUUCCCCUCCCAUCGCCCUCGCUUCCCCCUCCCAUCGCCCUCACUUCCCCCUCCCAUCGCCCUGCUGA
Molecule: messenger RNA, 840 nt
Organism: Closterium sp. Yama58-4
Lineage: Eukaryota; Viridiplantae; Streptophyta; Zygnematophyceae; Desmidiales; Closteriaceae
Source: the annotation of a GenBank genome assembly